AUGACAGCCGAGGGCGCCCCGUCUGCCCCCGAAGCCUCCUUCUGCUCGUCGGAGGCGGGGAAGGCGGCGGGGUCGGAAGACGCUCCUCCGGCGGCGGCGGCGGGGCCAGGCGGGGUGUCGGGGCGCCGUCGGAAGCGGCCUGUCCCGCGGGGGAAGCCUCCCUUCAGCUACAUCGCGCUGAUCGCCAUGGCCAUCGCGGCCUCCCCGGAGCGUCGCCUGACGCUGGGCGGCAUCUACCGCUUCAUCACGGAGCGCUUCCCUUUCUACCGCGAGGGGCCCCGCAAGUGGCAGAACUCCAUCCGCCACAACCUGACGCUCAACGACUGCUUCGUCAAGGUGCCCCGCGAGCCCGGACGCCCCGGCAAAGGCAGCUACUGGGCCCUCGACCCGGGCGCCCGGGACAUGUUCGACAGCGGAAGCUUCCUCCGCCGGCGGAAGCGCUUCAAGCGCGGGGACCUCUCCACCUACGCCGCCGCCGCCCAGCAGGAGCCCCCCGCCUCCGCGCCCGUGGGCUACCCGCCGCCCCACCUCUUCGCCUUGGAGAUGGGCCCCGAGGGGGGCUGGCCCUCGCAGAGCAACCACUGCGCCUUCGCCGGGCCCGGGGCCUACUCCAGCCCUGGCCCCAGCUUGACCAGGCCCCACACUGCCCUGCCUUACUCCUACCCCAUCAACCAAGGCGCUUACUCCAAUGGAAACAACUUUGGCGCCUCUGCCCACCUUGGGGUGCCCACCUCACCGCCCCUCAGCGGUGACACCAUGGACUUCUAUGGCUACGGCUCGCUGGCCCACGGCGGAGGGCAACUCACUGGCCCCGGGGCCUACCUGCGACACGCCACCUACCCCGGCGGCAUGGACAGAUUUGUUUCUGCCAUCUGA
Molecule: messenger RNA, 876 nt
Organism: Anolis sagrei ordinatus
Lineage: Eukaryota; Metazoa; Chordata; Lepidosauria; Squamata; Anolidae
Product: forkhead box protein E1
Biological process (GO): regulation of transcription by RNA polymerase II; anatomical structure morphogenesis; cell differentiation
Molecular function (GO): RNA polymerase II cis-regulatory region sequence-specific DNA binding; DNA-binding transcription factor activity, RNA polymerase II-specific
Source: RefSeq, a predicted model, not a curated record